AUGAACUCUUCUCCUACAAACAGAGAAAAGGACACGGAGAGUGACCUUGUCACCAAUGCUCACAGCAAAUAUGAGCAGAAAAGCUACGGUGUUAGACGGACGGAAGCUCUGAACAAGCAGUACAAUGUGUGGUACGGUAAAGUUGCGAUUUUUUUCUCCAUCUUUCUAGUUGCCUACGCUUACGGUUUGGACGGACAAAUCAGGUACACUUACCAAUCGUAUGCUACAUCUUCCUACUCCCAACACUCGUUGCUUUCUACCGUCACUGUCGUGCGUUCGGUGGCAGCCUGUGUUGCCCAGCUAUUCUACGCCAGACUCUCGGACAUUUUUGGUAGAAUCGAGCUGCUUUUCGUUGGAAUCGUGCUGUACGUUGUUGGUACGAUCAUUGAGUCUCAGGCGUACGACGUUACCAGAUUUGCUGCGGGAGCAAUUUUGUACCAGUUCGGCUACUCUGGAGUUAUUGUCCUGUUGCAAAUUAUUUCCGCGGAUUUCUCGAACAUGAACUGGAGGGUGCUCGCUUCCUUUGUUGCAGCGCUGCCGUUCGUCAUCAACACAUGGAUCUCUGGUAACGUGACUGACGCAGUGAUGUCCUCGAGAACCUGGUCCUGGGGUAUUGGUAUGUGGGCCUUUAUCUUUCCACUGGCCUGUAUUCCGCUGAUUCUCUGCUUCAUGCACAUGCACUACCUUGCCUACCGCAGCGGAGACAUUCACAGGCUCGAGGGAGUCUCUGACUUCAAAAGAUUGGGUUUCAACCGAUUCUUCGUCGAGACGUUCUUCUGGAAAAUUGAUUUGGUUGGUCUGCUUUCCCUGAUGCUCAGUCUGGGUCUUAUUCUCACCCCAUUCACUCUAGCCGGAGGAUACCAGUCAGAGUGGCAGAAAGCCAAAGUCAUUGCUCCUCUGGUCAUUGGUUUCUGCCUCUUGCCACUCUUCUUCCUCUGGGAAGCCAAAUACGCAAGACACCCAUUCCUCGAGGCGAAGUACAUGAAGGACAGAUCUGUGUGGGGAGCCUUGAUGAUUGCCAUUUUCAUUGAUUUGGUGUGGUACAUGCAAGGUGAUUACCUGUACACUGUUGUUGUUGUUGGUUUCAAUCAGACAAUCAAGUCUGCCACGAGAAUCACCAGUCUUUACUCUUUCGUCUCGGUGAUCACGGGAACCAUUCUCGGAUUUGCUAUUGCAUACAUCAGAAGACUCAAAGCUUUCAUCAUCUUUGGUAUUGCUAUGUGGUUCAUCGCGAUGGGAUUGAUGGUCAGAUACAGAGGAGGAGACGGCACCAAGGACGGUUUGAUCGGUGCCCAGUGCCUGUUUGGUUUUGGUGCGGGUUUUUUCACCUACGUUACGCAGGCCUCCAUUCAGACUGUCACAGACCACGAACAUAUGGCAUCGCUAUUGUCUUUGUACCUUUGUCUCUACUAUGUUGGCUCCGCUCUUGGUGGCUCCAUAUCUGGAGCCAUCUGGACCCAGCUGUUGCCGAAGGAGAUUUACAAGCGGAUCUCCAAUACCACCGAGGCAGCCGCUGCUUAUGGAUCUCCCUUGACGUGGAUCUAUGAGCAUCCUUGGGGAGACCCUGACAGAAUGGCUCUGGUUGCUUCUUACAGAUACGUCCAGAAAAUUCUGGUCACUGUGGGACUCUGUUUCUGUGUUCCGCUGCUUGCCUUUGCAUUCCUCUUAAAAGAUCCUAAGCUCGAGAGCGUUCAGAGUUUGAAAGAUGCCCAUCCUGAGGACAGCGAAGAGGAGGAGCAUGUGAACCCAAAGACCGCAGCUUGA
This is a messenger RNA of Ogataea angusta, 1764 nucleotides long. RefSeq lists its product as uncharacterized. Gene Ontology annotation, molecular function: siderophore-iron transmembrane transporter activity. The coding region runs from base 1 to 1764 and encodes 587 amino acids. Gene Ontology annotation, biological process: transmembrane transport; intracellular iron ion homeostasis. Lineage: Eukaryota; Fungi; Ascomycota; Pichiomycetes; Pichiales; Pichiaceae. The record is from RefSeq and is a predicted model, not a curated record. The transcript has a single exon. Gene Ontology annotation, cellular component: vacuolar membrane; endosome.